AUCUAUUGACAGUUGUUCUUUAAAAUGUCAUAAUAUUUUAGAUCAUAUUUAACAAAUUGACAGUUGACAUUGCCAUUAGGUUCUCUGUAAUUUUAAAUUAAGUUAUUCAUCAGUAUUUAUAAAAUAAUAAUAAUAACUAAUAAUCAAUUUAUAUCAUAAAUGUGUGCGUAAAUCAAGGCGAUAACAUACAACUUUAUUUUAAAACUUAUUUUUAUUAUUAUAUUUAGAUUGAAUAAUAGGAUAUGUAAUAACUAAUGUACACAGUUAACGCAAAUUUCAAAAUCAUAAUUAUGCUUAUUAAAUAGAUUUACUGUUCACAUAAAAAUGCAACAAUUUCAAAAAGAUUUUAGUUCUAUUAUUUUAGAUGAAAUAGCACUUGAAGGAUUAGAUGGAAUUACUAUUGAAGCUUUAUGCAAGAGGUUGUUGAACAAUUUUGAUUGGCCACUGAAACCUAUAGACGAUUCAGUUAAAAAAAUUAUUUGGUCAUUUGUAGUUUGUCUGAAAGAUGUGGAAUUUUAUAGACUUAAAACGCCUAGAGAUCCUUUAAUAAUAUUUAAUCGAUAUGAUUAUAUUCACAGCGAAUUUGGUUCACUAUAUGAGCCGAAAAAUAUACCUAAAGAUAUUUAUCCAAACCAUCCUGUUGAAGAUGGCCUUAUUAUGGGAUCAUGUAAAGAUUAUUUCACAAGGUUCAAUUUGGGAUCAUUUCCUAGAAAGAUAUCGGUGGAAGAAGCAGAAAAACGGUGGGGCAGAUGCUUAGUUAUAGUAGCCAAACAGGAAGUACGCACUAAAAUUUUAAUACCAGAAGAUAAACGUACCAAUACAUAUAUAUCAAUACGUUAUUAUUUAAUAUUGGAAAGAAUCGGCCGUUCACGAUAUUUGGGAGAAGGUUCUUUUGGUACAAAUUCAUUGAGGACUGUUUUUCCUGAUUCCAAAGUAUUAUCUUAUAUAAGAAAUCGAUUAUGUGAUUAUGGUUUGAUUAAAAAUCAAGCUCUUGCUUUUGCCGGAGGCAGUAAUCAAGUGGCAAACCGUAUUGUUAUUUCGAGUUUGGAAAAAUUCUUUGUUAAAAGACAAACUACUAUUGAUGUCAUAGUAUCAAAAAUAGUAGAUUAUUUAAAAACACAACCAAAUUCAUUAGCUUCAUAUGAUCAAAUAAAAGCUGUAUGCAAUAUCAAAUUAUCAAAAACAUUUAAACAACCUCAGGUCAAAAAAUGUUGUGAUACUAACGUAAUUCUCAAAUAUCGUGAUUUGUAUCCAAAUGCAACUGAAAGUGAAUAUUUAUAUAAAAAGGAACCUAGAAAAGAAAAACUUAUAAGAUGUAUCAAGUUAAAGGAUUUGGUGGAUAAAGACAAUUCUGAAAAAGAACAUGAAAAAAAAAUUGUUGUUGAAGGUCCUUCAGGUCGUGAAUUUAAACAAGAUUGUUCAUACGAACGACAAAUAUUAAGAUGGAUUGAGAAACAUGGUGUUAAAGGCGUAACACUUUCUGAAAUAUCUCGCGCUUUUAGAUUUACUACUGAUGGUAGUGCAGAAGGUGUUUUAAAAAAGCUAACAAGCUUAAAUUAUUUAACUAAAAGUUAUUGUGAUCGAGGUCGAACAAAAGUUUUUAGUUAUAUUGCUAAUAGCUGUAACAAUGUGCACGAUAAUGAUAUUGAAAUGGAAGAUUUGUCAACACUAAAAAAAGAAAAUGUAGAUAUAGAAAAAGAUUUUAUUGCGGAAAAUAAUUUAUUGACAAAUAGUACUUUGAAUGCAAUAGAAAAUAUAUCUAUUGAAAAUUCAAAUAAGCCAGCUCAAUCAAAUUUAGACUAUGAAAAUCAUGAUUCCAGUCAAAUUUUAGAAACUUCUGAAAAUGUAGAGUCAAUUAAUCAAACUUUAAAUAAAACAUUGAUUAACAUUCCACCUCAAAAAGAAAAUAAUAAACAAUGUGAUAUCGAACAUGCAGUUACACGAGUAAUGGAACUGGAGUAUUGUAAAUCUGUUUAUGAAAAUGCUAGACAAUCAAUUAGUUUGACCGAUAGGUUUUACUUUAGACGAAAUAUCAUAUUCAAAAUGUUUUUAACUGAAAAUUUAAUUAGCUUACUUAAUAUAAAAAAAACUAUUAUUGAAACAGAAAAAAAAAAUCCAAAGUUCAUUGGAACUCUUGAUAUUAAGACAUUAGUUAAGAUUAUUGGUUAUUUUGAAAAAAAGAAAAAACUUAAAUCUGUUCAGUAUCGAGUUACUUAUGAAACCAAAACUGUGAAUUAUUCAUUUGUAGGAACUCCUAGUGUUGAUUUCACAAAUCCAGACACUAUAUCAUACAUGAAUAGUUUUUUGAAUAGAUUUAAUAAUUCAAUGAAAGCAACUAAGGCUAACAAGAAAUGGAAUUUAGUGGUUCAGAAAUCACCAGAACCAAAAAUUAACAUAUCAGAACUGAAGCUUCCUAGGUUUAUGAAAAUGAGAUCAUUGCAUGAAUACCUGUAUUAUUUAGUAUAUGAUCAUCCUGGUGAUAGUUUAUUAAAUGCUUGCGAUGAAACUGAAGCAAUGGUUUCUAGAUAUAGAAGUGAUAUAAGUAAUGGUGAAAAUGCUCAAUUACCAAAAGUUUACUAUCCAAGUGUUAGUUGGAAAAUGUUUGUUCCACCAUUGCCAAAAUAUCCAAAAUAUCCAGAUGGAUGGUUUUUUGUAAGUGAUAUUAUUCAUCACAUGCCGUUAGAACUGAUGCUAAAAAUUGUUAAUUUCAAUAAAUCUAAAGUCAAUCUAGACAAACUUGUCAAUUAUGCUACUCAUCCUGUAUUCAAAUAUUUACCCCUAAUGACACUUUCAUCUGAAGUUCUUUCUAUGCUAUCUCAAGGAUUAAAAAAACACAUUCGAAAUACUUUGAAUGUUUUACGGCUACUCUGUACAAUUGGAUUAAUACAAUUUGGUGAGAAAACAAACAAAGACACAGAAUUAAUUUUUGCUUACUUAAAUAGACGAGCUAGUCUUUUUAACACUGUGAGAAGCAAUCCAGGCUACUAUAGAAUAUCCGAUAUGGAGUAUGAACAACGCUUUUAUGAGUUUUUUAGUAACUAUGAGUUGGAAACAUUUUGGUUGGAUACUUGGUAUUUUUGCACAAAUACACCAUUAGGCUAUAGAAUGUCCAAUGUGUCAAAUAAGCCUAAACGUCGAGAGAUUAUUGAAAGAAGUAAAAUAUCAAUUGAAGAAGCAUGUGUUUCUAGAGAUGUACUUGAAGCAGUGAAUCGAGAUGAUGGGAAAAUACCUGGUGAUAAUAAGGGAGCUGCAGGAUUUGAUAGUCAUUUAUUUGCGCACCUUGCUCGAAAUUGGAGUAUAAAAAAAAAUUCAUCUUCUAUAUCACAUGCAAGAAGAAAAACCAAAUUAAAUCUUUUGCUGAUGCAAAGAGUAAAAAAACAUAAUAGUCGGAAAAAAAAUGAAAAGAAAAAAACUGAAGUAACUAAAAAUCAGUAUAAAAUGAGAUUUAAAUGGACCCCUGUUGAAGAUCAACUCCUUUUGUUUUGGAAAUUGGGUACAAUGGUUAUAAAACAAGUUAAAUCACAAGCAUAUCUUUCUUAUGGUAUAAAAGACAUAAUCAGAUCAAUACUCGGAAAAUACUAUCGAUCAAAGAGUAUUGAUAAUUACUUAAGACGAAUACGAUACUUAAUGCGUUUUUCUUCUAUUGAAUCACAUGUAAAUACUUUGUAUGAUGAGUUAAAGGUUGACAAUGAAAUCGAAAAUAUUUUCAAAAGUGACAUAGAAAAACAACAUGAACUGUAUAAUGCGAAAAAAUAUAAGGCAAUGAGAGACUUGAUUGUUAUAAAUAUUAAACAAUUUAUGAUGAUAUUGCGUGAACGUGGAAUAACAAUUGAUACACAAUGUGUAAAAAAUAAAAAAAAGAAUACAACAAUCUUGCAACCAAUAGAUAUUAAACAAGAAUUUGAUACUGUCUGUAGCAGUAGCAUGUUUAUGUCAGAUGAGCUAGAUGUGGAUUUAAAUUAUACUGACACAAUUGGCAACCAACAGGAUUAUGUUCCAGAGACAAAUUAUAUAUUUACUGUGAACGAAAUUUUUACUUCAGUUGUCAGUUCACUCAUACAUAGCUCAUUGAGUAAUCAGAGUAACGACCCUAGGAUUUCAUUGAGUUACUUACAAGCUUUUAAACAAUAUCCAGAUGAUAUUUUAAAACAAUCAUUCAACGCUAUAAAAGAUGGCAAUAUAAUAACGUGCAGUCAGUAUCACAAAGAAUCGUUACAAAUUUUAUUGUCUACCUCACAUAUUAUACAAUCAAAAACUUAUGAUUAUGGUUCUAAAUUUUUUUCAACAUUGGUCGGUAACACUGACGUUGGGCGCUACAAAGAUGCGUAUAUUGCAUAUUCAGGUAUCAAAGAAGAUUUGUUUAGAUGUAAAAUGUUGUUGUUGUACCCCUCGAGUGGAUUGUGUUCGACACUUACCAGUCUAUCUUUAAUGAAUAUUGUUGAUGUUUCCCUAGAAUUUGAUCAAAAGUAUUUAGAAUACAUGCCUAAUGAAAAUUUAGAUGAAGAGUCUAAAUGUUUAAAAAAUACUCUAAAACGUAUGAGGAGUCGUCAUUUUGAUUUACUGUCAACCAGUAAUGAUUCAGUUGAAUACAUUAAAAUAAUAACUUCUGUUACGAAACAGUUAAAAAAUUAUCAGGUUAUUUGUAAACUAAAACAACCAUUACAGAAAAUCGAAGAAGAAAUUGAUUUUGUAUCAAAACGCUUAUUUAGUCGACCAACAUUUGAACCGGUACUCGAGACCAUUGAUGGAUUGAACGUUUUGUGCAAACGAAUUCUGGAAUUCUGUAGCACCAAAGAACAAUUUGGUGCCUCGCAGCGAGAUAUUAAUAGACAUUUUGAAGAUUUAUCACUUGGUGUUCUUGCAUCAUCCUUGAGAUAUUUGAUUGAUAAAAACUUAAUAUUAAGAGCAGGUGUUGAAGUUCCAGCAUACGUACAUUACCGAUAUGCUGAUUUAUGGCUAGUUAAAAUUCCUAGUGUUAAUUCGUCUAAAUGUUAUAAUUCUGCUAUCAUCGAAGAUGAAAAUAAACUCCUAUCAGAGUUGUCGGAGGAUACAGAAUCUAUGGGUCCACCAUUUAAAAGGAUGCGUGAAGAACGACCAAAAACAAACGUAACGACUGAAACCAUGGAUCGCAUCAAAAUCUUCCCAUGGACAAGAUUGGAUUUGAAGAUCAACAAAGAAUGCCUAGAAAAGUAUUUGAACUCAGUUUUGUCAAAAAUAAUCGUUAAACCAGGCAUUUAUUUAAAAACUCUGAAGAAAGAUUAUUAUCCUAUCAUUCACCCAAUUCAUGUCAGAGAGCUCGUAGAAGUACUCAUUUAUAUUAUUUUCAAUUUUUUUUCAAUAGUAAUAUCGGUUUUUUUUCACCAGAUGCUUGAGGUAAUGAAAUGUAUAAAAAUGAUUUAUAUCAAAAAUAUACGUAAGCCAUCUUUUUUUUCUGAGCCAUCACCUUUAAGCCAUAAACUAAUGUUUUCUGAUGUAAAAGGAUUGGAAGACGAAUCAUUUAUAAUGUUAGAGCCAACAAUUGACUGUGAAAUUAGAUUUGGAUAUUUUUCAAGUAAAUUUAGUUGUUAUGAAAAGUAGAUUUUUAUAUUUUUAAUAAAUAACAAAAUUUUUUUUUUU
Molecule: messenger RNA, 5616 nt
Organism: Sipha flava (yellow sugarcane aphid)
Lineage: Eukaryota; Metazoa; Arthropoda; Insecta; Hemiptera; Aphididae
Product: general transcription factor 3C polypeptide 1
Exons: 31
Coding region: 325-5577 (1750 amino acids)
Biological process (GO): 5S class rRNA transcription by RNA polymerase III; transcription initiation at RNA polymerase III promoter
Cellular component (GO): transcription factor TFIIIC complex
Molecular function (GO): DNA binding
Source: RefSeq, a predicted model, not a curated record